Salvelinus fontinalis (brook trout) is the source of this 2219-nucleotide messenger RNA. RefSeq names its product upstream stimulatory factor 1-like. Gene Ontology annotation, molecular function: RNA polymerase II cis-regulatory region sequence-specific DNA binding; DNA-binding transcription factor activity, RNA polymerase II-specific; protein dimerization activity. The coding region runs from base 796 to 1788 and encodes 330 amino acids. The record is from RefSeq and is a predicted model, not a curated record. Gene Ontology annotation, biological process: regulation of transcription by RNA polymerase II. Lineage: Eukaryota; Metazoa; Chordata; Actinopteri; Salmoniformes; Salmonidae. The transcript has 10 exons.
CACUAGAUCUGUUUGAUUUAUUUUACCGGGCGCAGGUCUAAGGAGCAGUGGCAUGGUAUAAACAGGCCAAAUCUGCUCAAUGAGCGCGCCAGGCGAGGUAAAUUAAGCGCACCUAAAAUGUUGUACAUGCGCAGACCAUACAGUCAUUGGCGCAGACAGCCAGUAAUGUUGACAAACAACUGGGGAGAGGCCAAUUGCACGGUAAGUGAAAUAUUCCGAUCUUGUAUGUAGCUAUUGUACAAAUAAUGUAUUCUCUAUGCAAUUAAAUGUUUCAAACAGCGUUGUACAAAUGGCUUUAUUACUGGCUAAAUAGCUAACGUAAGUUUACGUUAAUUCACAACAUUAGCUAGUAGCAGCUAGCUAUAGCAAAGGUGCUUUGUUUAACUGACCCGUCGCAGCUUGAAGGAACCGCUGGAAUAAUGCAGAUUUGGCUUUUCGAAUUUUGACAUUUAGCUGCAGCUGUUUGCAUGACGUUUUCGCCAAUGAAAUGAUCUGGAAAGUUACAGGGUAACAGUAGUUAUUUGAUGAAUGAGGUUUCAAGCUCGCGGCUACAUUGUAGGGGGCAACAUCCACUGUAACUACUGAAGGGGCCUAAAGAGUACUGUUUCACUCCAAUCAAACAUACCGUAUAACUGGUUCCUUGGAGGCUUUCUAGAUGGAUACACGCCGAGCCAGUACCAGUUUUUGGAAAUCAGAGGUUUCAGGUUUGUGAUUGGGUAUCUAUAGCCUAGUUUGUUUUCCCCAAAAGAUUUCCAACUUUACCUUUUUCCUCAAGCCUGUUUAGCUCCCGGGUGAAUGAAGGAGAUUCUCUUUCCAGUUGACACUGUGGAAAUGAAGGGUCAACAAAAAAGCCCUGACCCGGAUGAAAGUGCACAUGUCAUUGAAGAAGGUGCAGUGGCUACAGCAGAUGACCCAUCAGCUGCCAUCGCCACCAUUCAGUCUGCCGCCACCUUCUCCUCAGAGAAUCCAAUAAAGUAUCUAUUCAAGACGGAGGGAGCUGGGGGGCAGGUAGGGGAGCUGUACUACCCUCCCGCUGGGCAGGUGACAUACAGAGUUAUCCAGGUGUCUGAUGGACAGUUGGAGGCUCAAAGUGAUGGAGCCACAGCGGUCAGUGUGCUAACUGGAUUUCCUGCAGCCACACAGCCUGUGACCCAGGCUUUGUACUCUCAGUCCGAGGGGUUGGAGGGGGACGGCACUGAGACGCAUUACACCUACUACCCUGCAACCAUCGCUGAUGCUGCACCAGGCGCCAUGGUAACCAGCGUGGUGCAGGCAUCUGAUACACAUCUAAGUCAGAGCACUCCCACUGGGCAGUUGUAUGUGAUGAUGUCCCCCCAGGAAGUGCUGACGGGAGCCAACCAGAGGUCCAUUGCACCUCGCACACAACCUUACAACACAAAAUCAGAGGUCCCACGCACUUCUAGAGAUGACAAAAGACGAGCCCAGCACAACGAGGUUGAACGUAGACGUAGGGACAAGAUCAACAACUGGAUCGUCACGCUCUCCAAGACCAUCCCAGACUGCAACAUUGACCCUACCAAGUCAGGGCAGGUCAGUAUCAGCAAUGAGAGUAAAGGUGGGAUCCUCUCCAAAGCCUGUGACUAUAUCCAGGAGCUUCGGCAGAACAACCUCAGACUGGGGGAUGACCUAAGCACCCUGGAUAGGCUCAGAAUGGACAACCAACUACUGAGGCAGGAGGUAGAAGACUGGAAAUCCAAGAACCAGAUUCUGAGGAACCAGAUGCGACAGAAUGGCAUUGUUGGAGCAGCAAGCGCAGACCCUCAGUGAGGAGCAGCAAGGGUAGUCAGGGGAGAAUAUCUCAGUGGAAUGGAACUUUGGACCUCAAACUAAAAGAAAAUUCUCACUACACAAACUUCACUACAAAAUCAGUCUGAAGGAGUUUGCAAGAUAGUUCAUUAAAUGGCUGCAUUUUACAUAAGGAAAACCAUGUUAGCUCUUGUAAGUAAAGAUUUUUCCCGCAGCUCUUCAGCUGUUAUGUACAUAAUUGUUUAGCUUUUUUAUCUUUUUGACACAAUUGCGCUUCAUUGUAUCAGGUAUAUAUACUAACUCAUAGUAUAGGUUUCAAAAUACAUUUGACACAUCUAGAGUAUCGGAUGUCCCCACUUGCAGAAAUGACUCAAUGUUGUUUUUCUAAAUUUGUCAACGGGAAAUAUAUUAUAAUGAUAUAUAUUGUAAUAAAGGAUAUUUGUAUUGAUAAA